Messenger RNA from Penicillium manginii, 714 nucleotides. RefSeq names its product sugar O-acetyltransferase. Bases 1 to 714 code for a protein of 237 amino acids. Lineage: Eukaryota; Fungi; Ascomycota; Eurotiomycetes; Eurotiales; Aspergillaceae. Gene Ontology annotation, molecular function: acetyltransferase activity. The record is from RefSeq and is a predicted model, not a curated record. The transcript is spliced from 3 exons.
AUGCUUUCGAAUAUUGACGAGGAUGAGAACUUGGCACGCAUGCAGCGAGGGGAGCUAUACUACGCCUUCACGCCAAAUUUAGUUGCUGCGCGCAAAAGAUGCGGGCGAAUUGUCGGUCAAUUGAAUCGCGCAGGCGAUCUUUCCCGACGAGAGUUGGCAGAGUAUUGGAAAGGAAUUACGGACGAUCCUCGACCUCUACCGGCACCAGGUUUAACAGACGAAGAAGAGGACGCAAUUCUCCAUGAAUAUCCCUGGAUUGAACGACCUAUCAACAUUGACUACGGAACCAAUAUCAAAGUCGGCAGCAACGUGUUUAUCAACUUCAAUUGCACUUUUCUCGACACAUGCACCGUCACCAUUGGAGCGCGCACCCUCGUCGGGCCAAAUGUGUGUUUCUUCAGCGGCACGCACCCUUUAGAUCCAGAUUUGCGCAAUGGUACCAACGGACCGGAGCUAGGUGGUGAUAUCACGAUCGGUGAGGAUUGCUGGAUUGCUGGUAAUGUUAUAAUUUUGCCAGGCGUGACGAUUGGAGAUGGCUGCACGGUUGGUGCGGGUAGUGUGGUUACAAAGGAUGUUCCGGCAUGCCAUGUUGUGGCGGGGAAUCCUGCGAGGAUUCUUCGCAAGAUUGAGCGGAGUCGUCCGCCAAAGCCUCAAGGCGAUGUGCAGAGCUCAAAUGGAGUUUCAAAGGAGAGUGGUGGUAGAAUAGAUGGUUGA